AGGUGGAAAAAUAUUGGGCUUCCUCAUCCAGCACUGUUGCUCCUUUCUCGUUAACGAAAGCAAAACUAAUGCCUAGUUGGUCAUGAUAGAAAUCUUAAUUUAGAGGGCGCUAAGGCGGUUAAUUUACAUGUUUACAGCUUUACCUACUUGUUAGUACUGUCACAAACUGACGAGCUAUACGUUAGUAAGCUAACCUAGCUAGCUAAGUUAACGCUAGCUGAGCUCAGUUUCUAAUGGCUGACGAUAAAUCUGCUUAUAUACAGCAAUGCAGUAGCUGAAUAGCUUUAAGUAACCAACCGACGCUGCUGUUCAUUUAACUCAUUCCUUCUCGAGGUGAAAGACUCGGCUGUUGUUGUUCGAUUGACCAUAAAAACAAGGUCAUGGCUGAGGAAAGCACCCAGCUUUGCACCAACUGUAAGCAUGACAUCCCAGAGGCCAACUUCACCACUCAUGAGAUCCACUGCCGGCGGAAUAUUGCCUUGUGUGAUGUGUGCCAAGAGCCAGUCCCUCGAGCUGAACUGCCGCAGCAUAAGGAGCAGGAGCAUUCACAGGUGCAGUGCAAAUGUGGCCUGAAGAUUGAAAAAAGUCUCAUGGAGACCCAUCAGACCUCCGAGUGCAGCCAACGGCUGGUUCCUUGUCAGUACUGCGAGCUGGAGGUGGUCUUCUGCCAGGCCAGAGAGCAUGAGGAGUACUGCGGGACCCGCACAGAGCCCUGUUCUGUCUGCAAAUGCAACGUUAUGCUGAGAGAGAAAGACAUCCACCCAGCUUUGUGUGGGAGUCUGACCCCUCCGCAGGAGAGACGGCCAGGGUCUCAGUCACCUGGAGCUUGGUUUGAGACCCAGCCCAUUCACAAUCUCCUGAGGGCCCAGGAGAGGAGCCAUAACAACAACAGCCCUGGGUCAGCAGACCGGAGGGGCCCUCCACGGCCACUAGAGGCCAGACUGCAUAAUAGCACCAGAGCACCAAUAGGAUCUGGAACCAGGAGGAACAUGGCCCCGAGGAACAAUGAAUUUGCUCAAUUGCUGGAUCAGGAAGCAGAGCUGGAGACCAACAACAACAGCCUGCUGUGGCCUCUAGGCCAGCUGCCAGACUACGACUCCUCUGGUCUGGACUACCUACUGGCCCUCAGCCUGCAGAGUGAUGACGACCUGGGGACUCAGCAGGGCAUAUGGACUGAUGUCUGGGAUCACCGCCUAGGGAGGGAAUCUGCUCGAAGCACCCUCAACUCCCAGCUGUCCUCCACCACUAAUAACAAUACUUACUGCAACAAUGCUCCCACUAACACUAACACGGCUCCGGCUCACAGCCCUGCCUCAGAGAUCAUGCUGCCCUGUGAGUUCUGUGAAGAGCUCUUUCCAGAAGAGGACCUCAUUUUACACCAGACCGGAUGCAGUCCAGCCUCUGCCAUCGCUUCCUUCAGCAAGCAGGAUUCGUCUCUACAGUAUGAAGACACCUUCAGCCAUGGGGCCAGUCAUGUGAUCCUUCCCCACACUCCCAGCCCUCCAAACCUUCCUCACUCUGUCUCCCCACUGUCCUACAGCCCCCCAUCCAGUCCACUAGAGGGCGAUGUGGUCAUUCCCUGUGAAUUCUGUGGUGUGGCUCUGGAGGAGAAUGUUGUAUUUCAUCACCAGGAUAAGUGUGACCUACGUCCUACGACAGCUUACCAAACAGAUGGAGUGUCUCCACGGAAACCCCUCCACCUUCCCAAAGAGAGGUGUGGGAGGAGCUCUCCUGAGAUGCAGAGGAGAGUGAGACACCAGGCAGACCCUGGUGAAGAGUACCUGGGGCCAGCUCUUCAGGGUUGGCAGAGCUGUAGUUCAGGUAUAGACCCAUGGAAGCCCUCUCCUUUCAUGAGUCUUGCUUCUUCUGGGAAAAACACCAAUGUGGAGCUGCAAGGGAGAAGCAGGAAUCAGCGAGGGAGAGCCGCUGAGAACUACACCCUCAACCCAGAUCCUUUGAGUGAUGGUGACAAAGCUAGCCUUGCAGGGGCUUUAGGGCCUCCUUGCAGAGAACGAGUGGAGAGUCGACGCAAUCAAAAAAAUACCGGGACAUCAAAGGUGCCCAAGAAGCAGAAUACUGAGAAAGAGGAGGAGUAGAAGUAAAUCUGUUUUAAUAUUUUCAGAUGCAAUGUGGCUUAGUAAUACAUUUACUGUAAAUUGUUUGUGUUUGUGUGUACCAUGUGUGGAGAAAGUGUGUUUGUGUUUAAAAAAUGUAUUAUAUUCUGUUGGUUUCUUAACUACUUUGCCUUUGUUGCACUACUUUUAAAAUCUGUGUCAUGUCUGUGUUCCAGUUUUUUUAAAAUACUUUAAUCUACUUUAAUAUUUUAAAAUUAAUCAAGACCGGACAGAUGCUAUAGCUUUUUAUAUUUUCCUAAUACAUGUAAGUAUAAAAACAUGUCAGUAUAUGGUAAUAUGUUCCAUUCUUGUUUUUGCCUAAUGUAUACCAUAUACAAAAAAUAUCUCAGAAUAUCAGUCCAAGCUGAGGCUUUCAAUUUGUGUAAUCUUUUGACCAGCUUAUUAAAAGCCUCUAUCCCA
Molecule: messenger RNA, 2534 nt
Organism: Pygocentrus nattereri (red-bellied piranha)
Lineage: Eukaryota; Metazoa; Chordata; Actinopteri; Characiformes; Serrasalmidae
Gene: trafd1
Product: TRAF-type zinc finger domain containing 1
Exons: 11
Coding region: 381-2096 (571 amino acids)
Molecular function (GO): zinc ion binding
Source: RefSeq, a predicted model, not a curated record